GCGCGAGAGUCGUCAUGGCAACGGCGAAGUGCGUCGACGUCCGUCGCGCCAACGGCGGUUCAGUGCUGGAGUUGGACCCCAGCAGUGAUGGAGACGGGCGCGCCGACAUCGAGUCCGGCCGCGGUGGCGGAGCGACGUCGAGCCUUCCGCCGCUGGCGCCGGCGCCUAGGGGACAGCGGCUCGCCUCGCUCGACGUCUUCAGGGGCAUCACCGUCGCGCUGAUGAUCGUUGUGGACGAUGUUGGUGGUCUUGUUCCUGCCAUCAGCCACUCACCAUGGGACGGCGUGACAAUAGCGGAUUUCGUGUUUCCUUUCUUCCUCUUCAUCGUCGGAGUCUCCUUGGCCUUUGCAUACAAGAGGAUGCCAAACAAAUCGUUGGCAACUAACAAGGCUGUUAUCCGGGCUGCAAAGCUCUUCCUCCUAGGCCUUCUACUGCAAGGUGGCUUCUUCCACGGCAUCCAUGAUCUUACCUACGGAGUCGAUAUUCGCAAAAUAAGGUUGAUGGGCGUACUUCAGAGGAUUGCAGUAGCAUACUUAGCGGUGGCACUUUGCGAAAUCUGGCUGAGAGGUGGUGCCGGUGACGUUGGAUCUGGUGGCUAUUCGUUGAUCAGAAGAUACCGUCAUCAGCUGUUUGUGGGUUUGGUUCUCACGGUCACCUACACGGCGCUUUUGUAUGGCAUGUACGUGCCAGACUGGGAGUAUGAGGUCACGUCUCCGAACUCCAAUUUGAAGCAUUUUCUGGUGAAAUGUGGGGUGAGGGGAGAUACAGGGCCCGGCUGUAAUGCCGUUGGCAUGGUCGAUCGACGUGUUCUUGGAAUCCAACAUCUCUACAUACACCCAGUUUACCUGAAAACAACGCAAUGCAGCAUCAACUCCCCUCGAAACGGGCUGCUUCUGUCAGACGCUCCGACAUGGUGUGAAGCUCCCUUUGAUCCUGAAGGCCUCCUCAGUUCCUUGAUGGCAAUUGUGACCUGCUUGAUCGGGCUCCAAAUUGGGCACGUCAUUGUGCACUUCAUGGAGCACGACGAGAGAAUAGUACAGUGGUUGAUUCCAUCUCUAAGCUUGCUAGUUCUUGGCUUCUCGCUCGACUUGUUUGGGCUGCACAUGAACAAGUCGUUGUACAGUCUGAGCUACACCUGCGUCACCACGGGCGCCGCUGGCCUCUUCUUCGCAGGAAUCUAUUUGUUGGUGGACGUUUAUGGUUACAAGAGGUCGGCUUUCCCUAUGGAGUGGGUGGGAAAGCAUGCGCUGAUGUUUUUUGUUCUAGUGGCAUGCAACAUCUUCCCAAUCUUUGUACAGGGGUUCUAUUGGAGGGAAUCACAUAGCAACCUUUUGAAAUUCAUCAGAAUAGGAGGCUGAGAGCGAAGCUCAUGAUUUUGGAGCACAACAACGAAAUAUAAAAUACCGGUUUCUAAAUAGUGCACUAUGGACAUGCUGUAACACACACCUAUAAGUAGGACCGUGUCCGAGAAUUUAAAGGCCUAUGCUAAAUUUAGAAUUGGCUCAUACAUGUGGAAAAGUCAAUUGACAAUAUGGAAAAGUCAAUCAU
This is a messenger RNA of Phragmites australis (common reed), 1548 nucleotides long. RefSeq lists its product as uncharacterized. NCBI's taxonomy places the organism in Eukaryota, Viridiplantae, Streptophyta, Magnoliopsida, Poales, Poaceae. The transcript has 13 exons. The record is from RefSeq and is a predicted model, not a curated record. The coding region runs from base 15 to 1358 and encodes 447 amino acids.